AUGUCGCCUCGCUCACCGGCACAACAUGGCAAGGCCGCACACCAGCCAAGCCCACUCUUCGCCUCUAUUUCAAGUGCGAGAAUUUGCAGCGCAUCGGUGCUUUCAAGGCCCGCGGCGCGUUUCAUGCCAUUGAGCGCCUCAAGAUGGAGCCUGGAUGGCGCGAGGGCGGCGGCGCCCAGCGGGGCGUGCCACACACAGUUCCGGAAACACGCCCAAGCCCUGGCCCUCGCCGCCCGCGAGAGCUCCAUCCCUGCUCAUAUUGUCAUGCCCUCCGUGUCCCGCCCCAAUAAGGUCGCCGCCACAAAGGGCUACGGCGCCAUCGUAUACCCGAGCGGCUCCACGAGCGUCGAGCGUGAGGCCGUCGCCAACGAGGUCAUCGCCGCCACCGGCGCACGCCUCGUCCCGCCCUACGACCACCCCGACAUCAUGCUCGGCCAGGGAACCAUGGGCCUCGAGUUUCAGGACCAGGCGCGAGACCUGCUGCCCGCCGGGAAGAGAGACCUCGACGCCAUCGUGACACCCUGUGGAGGUGGCGGGAUGCUCUCUGGCGUUGCCCUGAGCUGCGAGGGAACUGGUAUCCGCGUCUACGGGUCAGAGCCGGAGUAUGAGGGCGCUGACGACGCCAAGCGUGGCUACGAGGCGGGCAAGCGUGUUGAGACCGUCAAGAGUCGAACCAUUGCCGAUGGUCUGCGCACUCCCCUCGGCGUCCACCCGUGGGGCGUCAUCUAUGAACGCAAGCUCGUGAGCGCCAUGUUUUCUGUAUCCGAGGAUGACAUCUUGCAAGCGACGAAGCUCGUUUUUGAGCGGUUCAAGCUCGUCAUCGAGCCAAGUGCCGCCGUGCCAUUGGCCACUGCGCUCUACAACGAAGACUUCAGAGCCAUGGUGGAGAGGGAAGCUGGCGAGGCUGGCUGGGAUCUGGGGCUUGUUUUCAGCGGAGGCAACAUUGCUGUGGAUGGGCUAGCCGAGCUCUUCGCGGCGAAACAGCAGCCAUAA
Molecule: messenger RNA, 993 nt
Organism: Verticillium alfalfae VaMs.102
Lineage: Eukaryota; Fungi; Ascomycota; Sordariomycetes; Glomerellales; Plectosphaerellaceae
Product: threo-3-hydroxyaspartate ammonia-lyase
Exons: 1
Coding region: 1-993 (330 amino acids)
Biological process (GO): D-serine biosynthetic process; pyruvate biosynthetic process; L-serine metabolic process
Molecular function (GO): D-serine ammonia-lyase activity; pyridoxal phosphate binding; magnesium ion binding
Source: RefSeq, a predicted model, not a curated record